CCCAGCAGCCUGCAGGCAGCGAGGUAAUCGGAAGGUGCACCAGCAAAAUAUUGCACAACGGCCGCAAAUUAAAGCGAAGUCACGAUGCAAGACCGGCAACGUACGCGCGGAUGCGAUGCGAUCAAAAUUGUUUUUUCAUCGAUUGCCCUAAUUCAUCAUAUCGACGGCGGCGGCACAAACAGAAGUUUAUCGUAGAGUCUCACCAGGCCUGGCCAUAUAUAACAGACGGCUUUUCACUGGAUCAAAGUCCAUGAUUGGUAUAUUCAGCAUACUUGAUACCAGUCAGCUACAUGAUGAGUCCUGGAUUGAGGGGCCUGGCACAGAUUCCAGAACUGACCGAUCAUGAAGCAGACCAGUCUCGAUUAAACAUGUCUGUUGAGUCCUCACAUCUCUCGAGUCCGUUUCCUCGCAAAUUUCUGCAGAAAAUUCUAUCCCUAAGCUCUAUCAGCAUGGCUGUUGAUCCUCUCCAGAUCCUUUCCCUUAUUGCCUUCCUCUCCGCCCUUGAUGCUCGCGGAGUAUCUCUAGCCACUGGUCUGACCAACACGAUCAUAUAUUUUCCGUUCAACAGACUGUCGGACGGCUCUUUGUGCGGACCAUCAAACACUCGCUCCUCCGCUUCCAAUAUGGGCUUCUUUGAUCAUGCUAGUGAAAGCUUCAUACAGAAUCCUUCCACCCCUGACUCUGGCUAUCCUUUGGGUUUUUCGGACACGACAUCUUCCACUGCAUCUUUUCCUCUGCUCUACCAGUUUCUCCUUAUCUUCUCAGGUCAAUUGGCUUCUAUCUCACAAGACAUCUUGUCUCUGCGUCGUUCUGUUGCCUCGCUCGAGUCAUCGCUGUCUGCAGUUGAGGAUCAAAUCGCUUUGCUUACCAAUGCCCAUGAACCGAUUUUGGCACAGUCCAAGGACGAACCAUUCCAUACCCAUACAAAACGGUCGUCCGAUAGUGAGGAACCGGGUCGACAAUCAUAUCACCUGUCCAACAUCAUGACCACCCAGCAAGGUCAAAUGAGCGUGCGGCGUGACACGGUUGGUGCACUGCAGGCAUGCAUUAGUCCAGAUCACCAACCACUUGCUGAAUGCGCGCGGAGUUGUAAAGAUUUUGACGUUCCCCAGAAAUGUCUUCGCGCUCGACCCACUGCUCAGAUUCAGGAUCACAUUGAGUGCAAGAAAGACUACGCUGCCUUGCGUCAGGACCUGCAAAAACUCUCGGACUUGGCCUCGAUCAACUAUACCAAGACCAAUAUAUCAUUGGAUCACCUUCGUAGUCAGAUCGUUGACCAGGUCAAAGACCAAAAUCGGACCGAGAAAGAAGUGGCACUCUUGCGUGAACAGAUGACAAGGAAGUUUGGGGCGUUUCAGUCCAGAGUAUCUUCUCUUACGUUAGACGCCGUGAAGGUACAUCAUAGUGUUCAAUUAUCAGACCAGGCUGCCAAAGAAGCUCGUCGGGCAAAAGCGAUGGCGGGGGUGAGCCGUCGUGUCAUGCAGCUUCAAGGUAUGUGAGUCCCGUUGAUGAAUUUCAUUCCGACGCUCACAUACUCUUAUGUCAUCUGGACUCAACCCGCGGCGUGUUCUUGGCUAAUGUAGACACCGUCCCACGGAAUAACGAAAAUGGUGCGGUAGUUCCGUCCCCGUGUUCUUCAUCAAUUUCGGUUGGGCACU
Molecule: messenger RNA, 1658 nt
Organism: Suillus subaureus
Lineage: Eukaryota; Fungi; Basidiomycota; Agaricomycetes; Boletales; Suillaceae
Exons: 1
Coding region: 291-1499 (402 amino acids)
Source: RefSeq, a predicted model, not a curated record